UGACGUAAAUGAGUUUGCCGUAAACCAGGAAGUGUUGUUGUAAGGAGCUCUACUCGCAGAAGGAUGGGGCUAUUUAUGUCCAGUAUUUUAGUAUUUUUGUUUAUUUUUUUGGGACAGUAUAAUACAUAUGCUCUUCAGGAUGUAACGACCGACCUUUUCGGUGGCAAAAAUAAUGGGACAGUGGCGGCGUUUGGAGAUUUUAACUCGGAUAAACAGACUGACAUUUUCAUUAUCAGAGAGCAGUUGGAGGUGCUGAUAUUCUUAGCCGACUCUAAAGCACCUUACUUCAAGCCCCAAAUGCUCAUUACUAAAGACGUCCUUCCACGUGACACCAUCAUCACCAGUGUGGUCCCAGGAGACUAUGAUGGAGACUCUCAGAUGGAUGUUCUUCUUACUUUGUCGACACAGACGAGCCCUGUGACCACUGUUGUGGUCUUUUGGGGAAACAACAUGACCUUGGAUAUGGGCGGGUUCCUCAAGCUCAAUAAGACCUUCACAGAUCAACCACUGGUGAUGGAUUUUAAUGGAGAUAUGAUCCCAGAUCUUUUUGGAGUCACGGAACAGAAGUCCAGUGAAGUCUGCUAUCUCACCAAAAGGAUGCCAGUAUGGGUGAAGGCACUGAAUUCAAGUGUUAGCCUGCGCGUCCCUCACUCUAAUGCUUUCAUUGACCUCGACAGGGACUUCAAUGCUGAUUUGUUCCUAACAGCCGAAAACUCUAAAUUUGAAACCUGGCUCAACAAGGACGGGAAAUUCACCAGAGAAGACGUCAUGCCAACCAACCCGCCAGAAGCCGCUGUCAUCGGCCAGUCUGCCUUUGUUGACUUUGAUGGCGAUGGCUCGCAGGACCACCUCCUCCCUGUGUGUUUGGAUCCUGCCUGUAAGCAGAGUAGAGUUUUCCUCGCCAAGUCAAGCACGAAGGAGAAGGAGUGGUUUCAGGUGCCGUUGGACUUCCAGCAAAAGGAAACCCAAUGGGGUUUUGUGCCAGGAAACCUGGAGCAGCCCUUGGCCCUGCACCUCGGGGACUACAACCUGGACGGCUUCCCCGACGCCCUGGUGAUCCUCCGAAACACCAGUGGCAGUGGUCAGCAGGCCUUCCUACUGGAGAACGUCCCCUGUAACAACGCCAGCUGCCAAAGUGUAGGAAGGAUGUUCCACAUCCACUGGGACCAGUCGGAUUUGGGGGCCAUUCAAAAUGCCGUCAUGGCAACGUUCUUUGACAUCUAUGAGGACGGGAUAUUAGACAUGCUGGUUCUCAGCAAGGCGGAAGCCAAGAAGGACUUGAUCAUCCAUGCUUUAAAGAACAACUUUGAAGCCGAUGCCUACUUUGUGAAAGUGAUGGUUCUGAGUGGCCUCUGCUCCAAUGACUGCCCAGACGAUGUUAAGCCGUUGGGUGUCAACCAGCCAGGGCCCUUUGUGAGUUACACCACUGUGGACUCCAACGGCUACCAGAAAAACGCCUCCGGACGACGGUUACUUUGUCUGAAGGUGUUCCUGCACAUCUACAUCACACUGAUUCAUGGCUCCACCUCCUACUGUAACAAUGACAGCUGUCCUUUAGUCGGGCUCAGCACCACAGGGCUUGUGUUUUGGGAGGUCUUUAAGAAAGUGGACAAAGAGAAGAAGUCUGUAUUGAUUUCAUUUUCGUGCUUUGUGUUUUUUUUAUGUAUGAGAAAAUAGCAUUUGUGCCUCAAAGACAAAGACUGAAGCUGAAAGAGGGUUUAAGAAAAAACAACACAAAGAAGGUCCCUCCGAAGAGUGCUGAAAGGAAAAUAAAUCAGUUUGAUAAGCCUGUAAUCCAGGCUCCAUGAUGCCUCUGUAGUGUGUGUGUGUGUGUGUGUGUGUGUGUGUGUGUGUGUGUGUGUGUGUGUGUGUGUGUGUGUGUGUGUGUGUGUGUGUGUGUGUGUGUGUGUGUGUGUGUAGUUCACUUGUUCUGUCUACAGUGAGUUUACGGCUUGUUCGUUGCUGACUUCAUUACGUUGCUACUCCAUUUUACUAUGUCUAUACAGUAAAUGCGACUCUUAUAAAUAUAAACUUUAAUUUAAAUCAUUAGAGGAUAAUUACUACACUAAUAGGGCUUGUCUGGAAUAUUCCCGCUCUCAAUCAAACGUGAAUCCUGUACUUGCUGUGGCAGCGCUGUUUAGUGGAUACACUUUUCUGCAAGGCGUUUAGAGGAAACUACUGUGAAAGCCUACAAAACACUGGAGGCCUUUUUUUUCCUCUGAAGUUUCUUCGACAGUGAAGCAACACUAAACAAGCUGAAGCUUCCUCCUUUUUUUUUUUUUUUUUUUCCUUCCCCCCACAGGACGCGCGUUCGUCGUGCAGCGCUGCAUUUACAGCAGUUGUCUCUGUAUUUGUUGCUAAAUUAUUGGCAAGGAUGAAAGCCACGCAUAGCUGUUAUUUAUAUUUUUUCAGGCCCACGUUGUUCGCCAGAUAUUUCUGCGCCACAUGAUCCUAAAUAAUGGGGAUGGGAAGGUACAUAGGUGGAGAGAGAGACUGCUGCACGGAGAUACGGAGAACAGCGCUGCUGUGUCGUAUUAGACACAGUUAACCUAGUUGAUAGUACGUUGUGGGAAGGACACAGAGCUGGAUGAGGACAAGAUGCACUGACAGCCUAGGGUCAGGGAUAUAUAUAGUUUGUGUGUGCGUGUGCAUCCUGGUGUACAGCAUAUUUCCACUUUGUCGGAUUGUGUUGUUUCAUUUAUUUGUUGGCACAUGGAGUGUAUAUAUAUUUAAAGGAAGAGUCUAACAUAAUUAUUAUUUCACCACCAUUGGACGUCUUAAGCUCCUGGCUAGACAUCAGCUAAAACAAAUCUAGCAAUAGCUGAAGUCACUUCAAUUACUGUAGGUGUGAUUGGACUAUUAACACUAGUUAUUUUGUGUUUAGUGUAAAUAAGUCACGUUUAGAUUCCCCCUCCCCACACACUGUGCUUUAACUAUGCAGUUAAAUGCUCACAGAGUAGCUGUGGGUGUGGGUGGUGCUAUUACUGGACCACCUACACCCACUGGAGGAAGAUGGAGCGAUGCACGAUUCCGCUAAACGUGUGGGCACUGAGUCAUAAAACAGUGAGUGAGUAAAGUGGCUGAAAAAGAUCCGAUGAUGUUCGCUUGCUCACUUGCAACCAAACGCCGCUUUCCCUGGCUGCUUCCGUCCCUUUCUCCCCCCCCCCUCGUCUGUCAGACCUUCACGACCUUCUCGCUGGCAUUAAGAUUCAGCCUCCGCGCCGCUACGAAGGCUCCUGCGAGGUUUUUUUUUUUUUUUUUUUUUUGCAGCUGGCUGCAGGGGUUUGUUCACAUUCAGCUACAAGAGGAUUACUGAGGUCAGACACCGAUGCAGCCUGCACCACGGUUCAUCCAAGAGGUGUCGGAUUGGACUGAGUUCUGGGAUGUGUGCUGGCAAGUCGAGUUCUUCCGCACGGACGUGGGAAAAGCAGCGUCUUAUCGUAACGGGAACAACCCGUGUAUCGGCCCAUCUCUUGGUCAAAUAACACAGGCGGCUCUGAGAACGGGUAUAUUGUGUAGACUUGAGCCGAAAAGAUGCUAGUGUAUCCCGGCUUAUUAUAUCUGCCCAUCAACACUUUCAGCUUAUUUUUCCAGUGUGUGCGUGUGUGUGUGACUGUAACACAUGGAGAGAGAAAUAGUAGCCAAAGGCUUUGCCGGAACAACUCCCCAGACCCCUCAUUUAACAGCAGCAAAGUGCUGCUAUGGAGUGAGUGUGUGUGUGUGUAUGAGAAAGAGCGAGUGGGUGUGUGUGUGUGUGUGUGCGUAAGAAGGAGUGUGUGGGGUGAUUUAAAGUGUAUUUAUUCUGCAGCGUGCAGCUCGGGGAACAGCCAGCGAGGCUGCCAGGGAUGAGCAAUGAUGGGGGGGCGCGCGCAAACACACGCGCGUCCGGGCCUCUCCACCGGGGCCCGGCGAUCUUCACUUACCCUUCACCCCCCCCCCGAAAAGGUGAGAG
Betta splendens (Siamese fighting fish) is the source of this 3952-nucleotide messenger RNA. It is a transcript of the gene itfg1, whose product is annotated as integrin alpha FG-GAP repeat containing 1. Lineage: Eukaryota; Metazoa; Chordata; Actinopteri; Anabantiformes; Osphronemidae. Bases 64 to 1677 code for a protein of 537 amino acids. The transcript has 15 exons. The record is from RefSeq and is a predicted model, not a curated record. Gene Ontology annotation, cellular component: plasma membrane.